This is a messenger RNA of Geodia barretti, 7291 nucleotides long. NCBI's taxonomy places the organism in Eukaryota, Metazoa, Porifera, Demospongiae, Tetractinellida, Geodiidae. The record is from the annotation of a GenBank genome assembly.
AAACCAAUCCCCAUCCAGCAGAGACAGCGGACGGCAAAACAUGAUCGGGAGUCUCUUCAAUCUCAGGGUUUCUUCCCCAACAAUACCUGUGGCGUGGGCAGUACCGCAAGCUACACAAGUCCCGCCAACCUCCCGCAGAGCUGGUCCGUAAUUGGUAGUAACGAGAGGGACAGGAUCGGGAGUGGGGGUGUGGGGAGUCGACGGCAGACCCCUCGUUCGUACCGCAGCUGGGUCAUCAUCCCGGAGCCGAGUGACUCCGAGCUGGAGUCGGGCUACGAAGCCGACGUGGAGAGAGGAAGCCACAACAUUGAGGUGGCCGAGAGCUGUGGGGAGAUGGAGGACGCUGAGUUGAGGGAGGGCGAGCUGCUACGCUCGCUCACGUCCUAUUUAGUGCCCCCCGAGGUUCGGCAGAGGGUGUGGAUCAUGCUCCCGAUAUGGAACUGUAUCGACCUCUUUCGAGAGAGUGUGUCCCAGGGCCUCUCGCCUCAGGGGGAGAAGUGUGUGGAAGUUUACCUCUACCAGUUGUUUGCACUACUUAGAGCUGACAAGUACAACGUUGCACUCCUCUCGGGAAAGGGAUUGUUGGCGAAGCUGUUGGAUGCUUUUGCUCCUCUCUUUAACUCAGAGUCUGAGAGAUGUGUCAUGUGCUGUCGGUUGGUGUGCCGUAUUGCGGAGCUGGUGGGAGUCUACCAGAUCUCUCCCACUGAGACCAAGAAACUCCUACUGAGAAUGCAGGCCCUGCCUGUACACCUAGAACAUGCUCCAGAGUUAUUGCACAACGUAGCACUGGCUACUACUCAAAGUCUUCAACUUUCAUCAUUUAUCGAGUUCAGCUACCCUAGACCACUCCAGCAACUGGACAAGCACCACAUAAUGUCGGUUCCAAUGAUGAUGUCGUGGGGGGCGGAGUCUCGUGCCAUCUCCAUGUGGUUCCAGGUAUCCAAGUACCCGCUGCAAGCCUUCCUCCACCUACUGUCAGUCUACUCUGGGGAGACCUACAUUCAGGUCUGGGCCUGUGCCUGCACUGGGGACAUCAUCAUUCGGUUGUCUUCGUGUCUGCAGUUGGACUGCCUGGCUGAGGGAGAUGCCUACACCAGGACUCUGGGCAGCAUCAUCACACCUGGCAAGUGGCACCACAUCACCAUCAGCAUCCUCCCUGCCAAUAUGAAACCUCACUAUAAGCUACUGGUGAUAGUGAACGGGAAGGACUCGUUCACCUUUGACAUCCCGCUACCGUCUGGUCCCACCACGGCCUCCAAGUGGCAGUACUACCUGGCAGGGGGUGCAGUCAGCAGACACACUCAGGAGAGACACAUCCAGCUGGUCAACGCCGGCACCUCCUCCAUCUCCUGGACCCUCGGCAGCCUCCAGGUCUUGAGAGGAUUCUCAUCGUCGACCCUCGCCACCCUCCUGUACGACAUGGGUCCCCAGUGUCCCAGCUGUAACCCCCAGGCCUUGCAGGAGCUCAUGAGGCGCUAUCAGUUUGACUCCACCCUCCACCCAUCUGACAACAUGGCCAUCAUCAGUAAACCUCUCCUCACUGACACGGAAGUCGCCCAGCUCUCCGAGCAACCGUUCUUCUCCUACUCUGCACAAGACCCGAUGAAGUUCUUUGCCCUGUCGGUGAGGGAGAGAGAGCCGGGGGAUCAGUCUGGACCUCUCUACAUCCCCUACAGUGGGACAGUCCAGUGGGUGGCAUCUGCCACUGCCGUCAGUAGACCCCAACUGCUGGAUGUUCUCAACAGCUCUGUUGGCCUCGAGCAGCUCGUCUACCUCUAUGCCAAGGUGGUGUGUGAGGGGUUCUCAGAGGAGGUCCAGUGGCACGCUCUGUCUCUACUGAGACUGGCCACUCACCACUCUCUACUGGCCCAGCUGGAGCUCCAGGCUCUGGGUGGCAUCGGUCUAGUGCAGCAGGUCCUACGCUCCCCCAGAGCUGCCGUCAGCAAGAGGAUAGCUGAGGUGUUCAUAAAGUGGUGUUGUGGAGGGCCUGAGAUGAAGGCUGUACAGGACUCCUCUGUCCUGGAGCACAUUCUCCUGGACUGGAGGAUAUGGCACAGAGCACAGGAGGAGGUGUGGCAAGAGGUGCUGUGGCAGCUACAGAAGCUCCUGUCUCCCGAGGAGGCCGGCCGCGCCCUCGACUCCAACCUCCAGCACUUCCACUCUGCACAGGCCAUCAUCAAGAUACUGCUCACCAGCAAGGAGCGUUCCCUGGAGCGUCUCCCUCCACUGUCCCCCAACAUUGCCUGUCAGUUUGUGCGACUGGUGGAGCUGCUGGUGGGACUUCCUCCUCGUCUCGAGAGUCUCGGCUACGUCUGUGAGCACCUCCUGGUCAGCGACAUCAACGACCUCAAACUGGUGGCCGGUCCUGCUCUACUGGAGACCUCCAUAUCUGUCUUUGAUGGUCGUCAUGGGAGUACAGUUGACUCUGGUCCUCCCCUGGCCUCAGUCUCUAGUGACACCCACCACUCCACUGCUGCUGCCGGUGGUCCCAGCAGAGGGGAGGGGCCUCUCCUCUCCCCCACUCCCUCCUCCUCCUCGGCCACCCUCCCCACCGUCAUCGCCUACUCACACUCUGUCUCUGACAGCGACACGGAGGAAACGAUAGCCUUUGAUGUCCAGCCCAUCCGGGGUCGACUGCCCCAGUCCUCGUACACUGAGGGAGACAGUCUCUUCACCUGGACUGAUAUCACUGGCCAGCUGGGAGGAUCGGAAGAGACUGACGGCCCGCUGAGUGAAGACAUUCAGACCAGUCUGGAGGUGGGUCUCCUGGGCCACGUGAGGAAGGUCCUCAUGCUCAUGCCAGACUCCCUGGCCCACAUGGUGGUGGGAGAGGUGGUCCAGCAUUUCUCUCUCAUCGCCAUGGCCCACAAUAAGGACAUUGUCGUCAGGACUGCUGCCAUCAGGGUCUUGGACCAGUACUUCAAGCGAGCCAGUGACUCCAUUCGGACUAAUUUUGUCCUGACGAAGGGGUUCAACCUCCUGGCAGCUCAGCUGAAGCAGUUCAAGGUCUCGGUGCAGCUCAUCUCAGCACUGGUCAGCAUGGCCCUGGGUCAGGAGGUCAACCUCUCCAAGGAACAGCUGAGUUCAUUCCAGCUGCCGGGAGUCAUGUCCAGUUUCCACAUGCAUGCAGUGGUGCCCAUCAUCCAGUGUACUCUCAACACCGUGAGCCAGCCCCAGCUCUGUCACGCCACUCUCUGUAUCCUCAGGGAGUUGUUUGAGGUGGUGAAGGGGGUGCCAUGGUUCAUGGUCAGCAAUGGGCUACUGAAACUGCUGUGUCAGAUCAUUGCCACCACCUGUGAUCUCACUCUCUCCAGGACUGAAAAGGAGCUCAUUCUCACAGAUGUGAUGCACUUCUGCAAACUAAUAGUCAUCUAUUCUAUCAGUGCUGACCAGGACGACAGGUUCAGGUCCCUGGAGAACAUGCUGGUGUGCAUGCGGCACUGCUGCCAGGAGUUGAGGAAGACGCGCGGUCCUCGGGCGCUCUCCGUGGUCUACCUACACCGUUUCCAGUACCACGUCCUGGUCCAGGCUCUCCGCUACUUCCAGGAGGACGUGGGUCCCCGAGAGAGCCGGCUACGUUCCCACCCUACCCUCCUCCUCCUCCUCCCAGCCUCCAGGUCAUUCAGAUCUGACCAGUCGGUUUGGAACUACGUGUACCAUGGCCGUGGACUGGGUCAUGUUUGGGGCGGAGCACUUCACCGAAAACCACGCCCAUCACUUCAUGGAGGGAGUAAUGAUGCCUGGCGGGAUGGACUUUGACCCCCGGGCCAGUAUCCCGGCCACGGAUGUUGGGUUCACCAGAUUUUUACUCAACUUCUUUUGCCACACUCUUCUGCCUGCUGUCAGGAAGAACAUGACUCUGAAUCUGGACAGGCAGCGUUACUCCAUCAGUUCCCGGAGCCAGCUCAACGAGCAGCUGGGUCGUCUCCUCUGCCACCUCCUCUCUGCUGUCCACGUCACUCCAGUCAGGGCGGCCGUCCUCCGCCAGCUCUGGUCCACGGAUGACUCUCGCUACAUCCUCAACUCCGUCCUAAACUCCACUCUCAAGAAAACACUGGGUUCUCGACUGGUCCUCACCAUCCUCCACCUCCACAGACAUGUCUCCAGACCACACCCACACACACGAGGGAGGGACCCUGACCUCGGGAACCUCCUCGGUGACCUCUUUGACCUCGUCUGUCGCUCCGGCUCCACUCGGCUGAAGGCAGGGACGGAGCUGUCGUCUCUCGCAGCCCACGACCCUCAGCGAGAGGCUGGUGACUCUACCAGGGACUCCAAGAAGAGACAUAAGUUUGAGACCAACCUCGAGGACAUGAGAAAUUUGGAUCAGAGGUGGCAGGAGAGGUAUGAAUACGACAUCAGAGGAUUUGCUCUCAAGCAGAAGACAACGUACUCAAAACUGGUGGAGAAGGCGAGGGAGAGACAGCAGGUGGUGGACAGGUCGUCAGAGUCAGUCUCGACCCACAUCUUUGGUCUCCAGUCUCAGCUGAGGAAGAGUUUCCUGGAGCAGAUGUCCAAGGCCAGUGUGACUGAGAGGGACAACCUCCGGCAGUGGAGGAGAGUCAUCCUCCUCAACACACACCUCAGGGCUCUGUGGAGUAAGGAUGAGUGUCGGACCAUGUGCUGGCAGUUGGACCCGACCGAGGGCCCGGGGCGAGUGAGACGGAGGAUGAUGAGAGCCCCUCUCACCAUACACAGCAGACACAUCCUCACUGGCUCUGGCAGACACUCUGAGGAUGAGACCACUCUACACACUGACAAAACAAUGUCCCCUCUCUCCUUCAUCUUUGACAACACUGCCUACUCUGGUACUGAGGGCAUCUUCAACAAGGUCGUGCCUCAGAAAGGAGAAGACAUAAAUCACUUGUACAACUGGAAGUGUUCAAACAUCAGUCCUGACAACUGCUGUAGAGGUCACCUCAUUCUCUCCAACAUGCGGUGCUACUUUGUUGGAGACGAGCCACUGGGCGACCCUAACAUCACCAAGGUCCUGCCUUCUGAUGAGGAGGUGGCCCUGUUAUCAUGGCAGCAUAGCGAGGUGGUCGAGAUCCAUCGAAGACGCUACAUGCUCAAGGACGACGCUCUUGAGAUCUUCCUGAUCAGUGGAAAGACCAUGCUCCUCUCCUUUGAGUCCACUGCUGCUCGCAACACGGUGCAUGCUACUCUGCUGCAACUGGACCUGCCCAACAUGGUGGACAGUGGAGAGUCUGAGAGUGAGAAACUCAAGUCCGUCACUCACAGCUGGCAACAAGGAGAGAUCACCAACUUUGAGUACCUGAUGGAGCUAAACAAGCUCGCCGGCCGGACCUUCAAUGACCUCAUGCAGUACCCAGUCUUUCCGUUCAUACUGGCUGACUACCACAGCAGUGAACUGGACCUGCGCAAACCAGAGUCAUUCAGGAAAUUUCGAGUGCCAAUCUCAGUUCAAGACGAGAGCAGGGCAAAGAAAUACCUGGACACAUACAAGUUCCUGGCCAAUGAGCGGCGUGCCAGUGCGGCCCCAGGGCUGUCCAGUAUCUCAGACAAGCCCUAUCAUUACGGCUCUCACUACUCCAACAGUGGCAUCGUCCUCCACUUCCUAGUCAGACUACCUCCAUUCACCGAGAUGUUCCUCGCCUUUCAAGGUGGUAGUUUUGAUAUUGCGGACAGGACAUUCCGUAAGCUGGAGACGACGUGGUGGCUCUCGUCCUCCGAGUCAGCCACCGACGUGAAAGAACUCGUCCCAGAAUUCUUCUUCCUCCCCGAGUUCCUCGCCAACUCUGAACGGUUCAAUUUCGGGGAGUGUCAGACAGGGGAGAGGGUGGACCAUGUCAUUCUACCUCCCUGGGCCAAGGACGACCGACGACUCUUUGUCCUCAAACACAGACAGGCCCUGGAGAGUGACUUUGUAUCGCGGAAUCUCCACGAGUGGAUCGACCUGGUGUUUGGCUUCAAGCAGACAGGGAAGGCAGCUGUCCAGGCCAUCAAUGUCUUCCACCCAGCUACGUAUUACGGAGCAGACGGUAUAGACAUCGACUCGGUCACCGACCCCACCCAGCAGGCUGCCAUGAGAGCCAUGGUCAAAACAUACGGCCAGAUGCCACUCCAACUAUUCCGAGACCCUCACCCUCCACGCUCCAAGAACUCCAUACUCACCUCGUUUAGAAUCCGCAUCGGCUCCGCCCUCCGCUGGCUGUCAGCGGCCCCACCCACCCAGAGAACCCCGAGUCUCUACUUCUGGAUGCACGUCUCGUCCGUGAAGGCCCGCAUCCCUCUCUCGGGGUCAGAGUGCGACUUCAUCGGAACCCCCGGGUCCCCCGACUUGGUGUUUGCCCACGACCAGUCCCUGGAGAGGGUCCCCGAGAGGAUAUCUGUGGUGGGCGGGGGGGAGCUGAUAGUGACUGGGCUCCAGACUGCCUAUUUCCCCUCCUCCUCCCCGGCCACUGCGGGGGUCCUGGUGGUCUGGGGGACGUGGGAUAACUCUCUCGUCCUCAGAUCCACCGCCUGCGAGAGCACCGCCGUCAGAUUACACUCUCACCCGCUCAAUAAGGUGACAUGUUGUGAGUGUGUGAGGAGCGGUCAGAUGAUAGUGUCGGGAGGCAGUGCAGGGACUAUCUCAUUCUGGACCAUCUCCAACACUCCCAGUGGACUGAGCUACACGGGGAAGGCAGUUCACCUGCGGGGACACGACGGUCCCAUCAACUGCAUGAUGGCCUGCAAACCAUUUGGUAUUGUGGUGACUGGCAGUGCCGACCACACUUGCAUCAUUUGGGACACAAACAGACUCAGCUACGUGAACACUCUGGGAAGUCACGAAGGUCCAGUGAGUGUGGUGGCCACCAGCCCUACUCUGGGAGACAUUGCAUCUGUCUGUACCGCUCUCUCCAGACCUAGCAGAACAUCCACCACUGCCAACAGAUCAUCAGAGGAGCAGUUGUUCUACCUGAGAGUGUGGACCAUCAACGGUCACCUGGUGAGGAGGGUGAGCAGCAAGGUCCAGAUCAAGUGUCUGCAGUACUCCUCUGCUCCAGAGGGCGUCUACAUCAAUGUACUGGCAGGAGGACUUGCUAAUGGCAACAUAAAUUUAUGGAGCUCGUGGGAUUUGAGUCUGAUUCGAGAGGUCCCCUGUCCCCUACCCACCUCCUACCCUGUACUCAGUAUUGGGAUCAGCUCCCUGUCCAAAGAGCUGUACGCAGGCUACAGCAACCGGCAGUUGGUGGCCUGGGUUAAGCCACGCCACGAGUUCAGGGAGGAACAAGAUUUUGAACACCUGGGCCUUGAGCCAUACUUCUCUAUGAGCAAGAGGCUAUAA